GGGAAUCGAAGGCUUUAUAUAAAGAAAAAGGUGGGAUUUUACUUCUCUCGCGUUGAUUUUGCUUUCAUCAUCAUCUCAGUUCGCUUUUGCAAACACAUCAGUUUAUUUCGACCCUCCACACUAUUUAGUUCAUCGUUUAAGGUAAACGAGAAUUUAAAAGAUGACAAUCAAGCAGACAGCGGUUCUGCUGUUAGCAGUGUUGUUUUCUAGUUUAAUUGAAAAUGGUUUUGGAAUAAGUCUAACAGGUGGAUGUGAUGCUCAUAAAUGCGGCUACAAUGCAAAGUGCACAUUAAGUGAAGGACGACCUGUAUGUUCCUGCAUUAAUUUACACAUGGGAGACCCAUUGGUGCGAUGUACAAAAGUUGAAUGCUUAGUGAACGAGGAUUGUUCAUCGAACAGAGCUUGCAUUAAUAAUCGUUGUGUUGAUGCUUGCGCCGGUACUUGUGCAACAAAUGCAUUAUGUGAAACAAGAAAUCACGUACCCGUUUGUUAUUGUCCACCAGGAUAUGCCGGCGAUCCAUUCACGCGCUGCGAACUCGAAGAUCCAUGCAAAAAAUCCCCGUGCGGUGUAAAUACAAAAUGUGAAGUUAUUAACACUGUGCCAACUUGCUCCUGUUUACCUGGCUACAUUGGCCAGCCAUUGAGUGGUUGUCGUCAUGAAUGCGAAAGUGACAAUGAAUGUCCUCAAAAUAAAGCUUGCUCAGCAUCAUUCCGUUGCGAAAAUCCAUGCAAGUGCGGCGAUAAUGCAAACUGCGAGGUCGUCAAUCAUCAGGCAAAAUGCACCUGUCCACCUAAUUGGCAAGGAAAUCCUUAUAUCUCGUGCCGAGCGGAAUGCACAUAUGAUUCAGAUUGUUCCAGAGGCAAACCAGUUUGCUAUUACUCAAAAUGCGUAAAUCCUUGUGAGGGUGCUUGUGGUGUUAAUGCCAAUUGUGAAUUGCGAGGUACAACCCCAGUUUGUAGUUGCCCCAAGGAUAUGACGGGAGAUCCAUUUACAGCUUGCAGACCAUUCACACCAGAGGAUCUCUGUGAACCAAAUCCUUGCGGUGUGAACGCAAAAUGUACACCUGGACACGAUAAUACCGGAAAGGAGAGACCAGUGUGCACUUGCCCUCAGGGAUAUAUUGGUAACGCUCUCACAAGUUGUCAACGAGGUGAAUGCUUCACGGAUAAUGAAUGUCCAAUUAAUCGAGCUUGCAUUGACUAUUCUUGUCAAAAUCCUUGCCGAGGUCAUGAAUGCGCAUCGUCAGCUAUCUGCGAACCAAGAAAUCACAUUGCUGUCUGUACCUGUCCCGAUGGAACUCGAGGCGAUGCCGUUGUUACCUGCAAUCCAAUUGUUGGCACUCGAUCCAGAAAUUACAGAUUAGGAUAAAUUUUCCGAUUAUUUUUCAUUAACGUGUGUGUUUUUGUUUGUGCCUUUCGAUAAUUCCUGCAAAAAAAAAUUUAUCAACUUUUGUUCCUAACAGUUUAAUAAUAAUAGGAUCAUUGUUUUCUAGAAGAAAAUAUUCUCGCCUUAACGUAUUUAUCGAUAUUACACUUAUUAGUUAGGUUGUUAUUUAUAUACAAGAAGAUUAAAUAGAUUCUAUAAAAACGUAUAAAACGAAAAAUGACAGAUGAUAGAAUGUAAAUUAUAUUUUAGAGUUUAAUUGUGUGAAAGAUAAUUCUGCGAAUGUAUACUUUUGGAGAUAUUUACAAUCUUUACUUUCAUUUAUACUUAAUAUCAACUCGUUAGAUUUGUACAAAGUGAAUAAAUCAAUUAGUUUCUUCUUUAUAUUGAAUAAAAAGUAUAAUAGUCACAAAA
Leptopilina heterotoma is the source of this 1798-nucleotide messenger RNA. Its product is annotated as delta-like protein 4. Lineage: Eukaryota; Metazoa; Arthropoda; Insecta; Hymenoptera; Figitidae. Bases 161 to 1369 code for a protein of 402 amino acids. The transcript has 6 exons. The record is from RefSeq and is a predicted model, not a curated record.